AUGUCUUCCCUCAGGAUCCUCCACAACCUCUGGAUCAACAAUGUCCACUUCACUUGCUGGUGGCUUGAUCCAGAUGUGGCAUCCGUCUAUUGCACCAGCCACCAUGCAAAAAGCUGGAGACCCAGCCAGCUGGGCAAAACCUGCCCCCACUUCCUCCAGGUCGUUCAGGGUCGGGAAAGUGAUCACCCUCCUCAAAAUACUGACGACUUCCCUGCUGAUUCUGUGCACAAUGUCAUGCACUGUAGACUUUGGGAUGUCAAAGUAGAGCUUAGAUUCUCUGCCCGACCCGACCCGCGGGCCGGGCCGGGACGAUAUUUUCCGCCACCGUCCUCGGGCCGGGCCCUUGAUAAAGCACAGGUGAUUGAAGAAAACGAGGAGAAAGAAGAACUGAGUGAAGUUGAGGAGAAAAAUCAUGUCAAAACUGGAGAAAAACCCUCGAGUUGUUCUCACAACAAACAGAAAAAUGUAAAGAAAAUAAAAGCCUAUAAAUCUUUCACCUGCACUCAGUGUGGAAUGAGUUUGACGAGCAAAUAUCAUUUUUAUGUUCACAUGAGAGUUCAUACUGGAGAGAAACCGCACACAUGUAAUCAAUGCGGGAAGAGUUUCUCAAUAUCAUCACACCUUAAAGAUCACAUAAGCAUCCACACUGGAGAAAAACCUUAUAAGUGUUCACACUGUGGCAAGAGAUUCAAUCGGUCAGGACACCUUAAAAGACACGAGAGGAUCCACACUGGAGAGAAACCACACACUUGUGAUCAAUGCGGGAAGAGUUUCACACUAAAAGGACACCUUAAAGUGCAUAUGACAGUUCAUACUGGAGAAAAACCACACACUUGUGAUCAGUGUGGGAACAGUUUCAAACGAUCAUCACAGCUUAAGCAACAUAUGAAUUUCCACAUUAGAGAGAAACUGUACACAUGUGAUCAAUGCAGUAAAAUGUAUUUGAGGGCUCCAGACCUGAAGCAGCACAUGAAAGUUCAUACAAAGGUUAAGCCACAUUCAUGUAAUUUUUGUGGAAAGAGUUUUUCAUCGAGCACUUUAAAACUGCACCAGAGGAUCCACUCUGGAGAGAAACCUUACAAGUGUUCACACUGUGACAAGAGAUUCAGUAAAUCAUCAAGUCUGAAAACACAUGAGAGGCUCCACACUGGAGAGAAACCACACACUUGUGAUCAGUGUGGGAAGAGUUACACACUAAAAGGACACCUUAAAGUGCAUAUGACAGUUCAUACUGGAGAAAAACCACACACUUGUGAUCAGUGUGGGAACAGUUUCAAACGAUCAUCACAGCUUAAGCAACAUAUGAAUUUCCACAUUAGAGAGAAACUGUAA
Molecule: messenger RNA, 1332 nt
Organism: Carassius carassius (crucian carp)
Lineage: Eukaryota; Metazoa; Chordata; Actinopteri; Cypriniformes; Cyprinidae
Product: zinc finger protein 664-like
Exons: 4
Coding region: 1-1332 (443 amino acids)
Biological process (GO): central nervous system development; regulation of transcription by RNA polymerase II
Cellular component (GO): nucleus
Molecular function (GO): RNA polymerase II cis-regulatory region sequence-specific DNA binding; DNA-binding transcription factor activity, RNA polymerase II-specific
Source: RefSeq, a predicted model, not a curated record